Molecule: messenger RNA, 8606 nt
Organism: Anas platyrhynchos (mallard)
Lineage: Eukaryota; Metazoa; Chordata; Aves; Anseriformes; Anatidae
Source: RefSeq, a predicted model, not a curated record
UGGAUGGUACCAAGCCCCCGAGCACCGCCGGGCACCGCGGACUGAGCUCGGCGCGGGGCUGAUGCGGGGUGGCCCCGGGGGCUAGCGGGCUGCUCGCCUUGGAAGCCCGGCGGAGGCCACCCUCGGCCAGCGCUGGCUUGCCACCGCGGGGGCGCGCCACCUCGGGGGCGCGCCGCGCAUACAUUAUGCAAAACGCCCCCCGCCCAGGUGAAUAAAUUAUGCUAACGAAGAAGGGGAGGGGAAAAAGAGGGGAGGGGGCUUCCCCGCCCCGGGGAGCCCGCAGGCAGGUGGGGAGAGGGGGGGAGCAACAAGUCCGGCGGCCCUGGGAGGGAGUAGAGGGAAGAAGGAGGGGGAGUAGAGGGAGGAAGGAGGGGGAGAGGGAGGAAGAGGAGCAGCGGGGGGGGGCUUCCCUCCCGCCCCAAACCCCUCUGACAAGUGGCCCGGCGGCCGCAGAGCGCUCCCAGCACCGGGCGGGCGGCAGCCGCGGGGGCUCGACCCGCUCCGGAGCCUGCGACCCCCGGGGGGCUGCGGGGGGAGCCCCCUCCGAGUGCGACAGCCCGUUUUUUGUGGUUUUAUUUUUUUUUUUUAAUUUUUAUUUAUUUUUUUUUCGCCUUGAUUCUUGCCGUCCCGCCUUCCCGUUAUUUCGUUUCCCCGCCGUUUAUUAUCACCACCACCACCAUCAUCAUCGUCAUUAUUCUUAUCGCUCUUUUCGUUUUGUUGCCGCUGUUUGCAAACUACUCGCCUCCAUGGGGGGCGGAGGGAAGGAAAUAAAAGCUGCCGCAGCUGAAGGGUGCGAAAGCAUGCGGGGGAAGAGCCGGGGAGCCGCAGGACGGGAUGGCAGCGAGCGGCCGGGCUGCUCCGGGGAGCGCUGCCCGCGGCCGUGCGGCUCGGGGCUGGCCGCCCUCCUCUCGGCGCUGGCGGCCGCAUCCUGCCUCUACCUGGGGGUGCGGACCAGCGACCUCCAGGCCAGGCUGGAGGCCAUCGAGGGAGCCCGAGGGGGGUCGUCGGCCGCCGCCGCUCCGCUCCCGCCGCUGCCCGGCUUUUCCCUGGAGCAGCUGAACGCGAUGAUGCAGGAGAAAGUGGAGCGGCUCCUCGCCCAGAAGUCCUACGAGCACUUGGCAAAAAUACGAGUCGCGAGAGAAGUGCCUCCAGAAUGCAGCUGCCCACCAGGUCCUCCAGGGAAAAGAGGUAAGCGGGGCAGAAGAGGAGAGACUGGACCUCCUGGUCUACCAGGGCGAAAUGGCUAUCCGGGUCCGAUUGGUAUGGAUGGAAAGCUGGGUCAGCCUGGUCCUCAAGGCCCUCCUGGUCCAAAAGGCGAGAAGGGAGAUCAAGGUGAUCAGGGCCCUCGGAUGGUGUUUCCUAAAAUCAAUCAUGGGUUUCUGUCUGCUGAUCAGCAGCUCAUUAAACGCCGCCUCAUUAAGGGGGACCAAGGACAAGCUGGACCCCCUGGACCUCCAGGGCCACCAGGACCCAGAGGUCCCCCAGGAGAUACUGGCAAAGAUGGUCCUCGAGGGAUGCCUGGUAUUCCGGGUGAGCCUGGAAAAACAGGCGAACAAGGACUGACAGGACCUCAGGGGCCUCCAGGACAAAAGGGUUCUGUUGGAGUGCCUGGUGUUCCAGGGAGAGACGGACAAGUGGGUGAACCUGGUUUGCCUGGUGUAGCAGGAGAGAAGGGAGCAGCAGGACUUAAGGGUGACCCUGGAGAGAGAGGAGAAAAGGGUGAUGCUGGAGAAAAUGGACCAAAGGGUGACACAGGAGAAAAGGGUGACCCUGGUUCAUCUGCUGCAGGAAUUAAGGGUGAACCUGGUGAAUCUGGGCGACCUGGACAAAAGGGUGAACCAGGUCUUCCUGGGCUUCCUGGACUCCCUGGGAUAAAGGGUGAACCGGGUUUCAUUGGUCCACAAGGAGAACCUGGGUUGCCAGGGCUGCCAGGAACAAAGGGUGACAGAGGAGAGGCAGGCCCACCUGGGAAGGGUGAGCGGGGUGAACCUGGACUUCCUGGACUAAAGGGGAAAACAGGUGAACCUGGAUCUAGGGGCCCCAAAGGGUCAAAGGGUGAUACCGGUGACAGAGGUGACACAGGAUUUCCAGGUCCACGGGGGCCACCUGGACAGAAGGGUGAUCAAGGUGCAACAGAGAUAAUUGAUUAUAAUGGCAAUAUUCAUGAAGCUCUUCAGAGGAUUGCCACCCUCACUGUCACGGGCCCACCAGGACCACCGGGACCCCAAGGGCUGCAAGGUCCAAAGGGUGAACCAGGAUCCCCAGGAGUUCCAGGAGUUGAUGGGGAGCAGGGUCCUAAAGGAUCAAAAGGAGAUAUGGGUGAACCUGGAAUGCCUGGAGAAAAGGGAGGAAUUGGACUUCCUGGCUUGCCAGGAGCCAAUGGUAUGAAAGGUGAAAAAGGAGAUGCUGGUUUGCCUGGUGCCCAAGGCCCUUCAAUCAUAGGACCACCUGGACCACCAGGGCCACAUGGUCCUCCAGGCCCCAUGGGACCUCAUGGUCUGCCUGGCCCAAAGGGUGAACCAGGGUUAAAUGGUCUUAAAGGAUUGAAAGGUGAACCAGGUCAAAAGGGUGACAGAGGGCCCCUUGGUCUUCCAGGAGCAUCUGGCUUAGACGGAAAGCCAGGACCCCGGGGUGUAGAUGGCCCAGUUGGUCCCCAUGGCCCUGCAGGUCCUAAAGGAGAUAGAGGUGAAAAGGGAACAGUAGGUGACCCUGGACCCAGAGGACCGUAUGGUUUGCCUGGCAAAGAUGGCGAGCCUGGCCUUGAUGGUUUCCCUGGUCCUCGAGGAGAAAAGGGUGAUAUAGGAGAAAAGGGAGAAAAGGGGGAAAAGGGAAAGAAAGGCAAAAAGGGGCCUAAAGGGGAGAAAGGAGAACAGGGUGCUCCUGGAUUAGAUGCACCUUGCCCAUUGGGUCCUGAUGGAUUACCCAUGCCUGGCUGUUGGCAAAAGUGAUGAAUCUAACCUUGCAAGCAUGAAGUUGUGUAUAUAGUGCUCCACUUUUUGUAUUUAUAGUUGAAAACUGAACAUUUGAUUUUACAAGUCUGAGAGAUGUUUACAUGUAGCUGCUUCUACCUGUUUGCUAUAGUCCAUGUGUACAUCUUUUUUCACUUACAUCUGCAGUUAGAUGGUAUAAAACUGCAGGAUAAACCUGCAAAGAUUCUCUCUCUAGAGAUACCUAUACAGUGAUCAAUAAUAGAAAUCUGAUUAUUUCUGUAAAUUCUUACAUUUUGGCUUGUGGACCUGCAUGGACAAUGAGUGCCAUGAACUAGUUUACAAGAAAUUGUGACCAAAUAAGAGCUAAAUGCUAUGAAAUGUACUGUACCAGCUGCCAUUGGAGUUUACUGACUUGGCUUUCAUGUCCAUCUUACACACUUCACUGAACCAUGCCACUGCAUCUGCUUGUACAGACUAAAAGCAUGAGUUUGUGUGCCAAACCUGCUUGUUGUGUGAUCACGUCACAUGCUAAAUGGCUGCUCACGGUGACCUUUGAUUCCAGCUUCUGAAUUGUUUCCUUUUGUCAUCUCAAGGGAGUCACACCAUGGCUUAUUGCUAAAAAGAGAUAAAGCAGAGGAGGAUAGAAAGAGGCCUUGAAUUUUUGGGGAACACAGUUCCAGCUGCAGGUGGAUGGCUUCCAGUCUUGCGGGUCACCUAGCCCGUUUGAUCAAAGAGGGUCCCGCCUGUUAAUCAGCAUCGGUUUGCCUUGCACUGCUCGCGGUCAUGAAGACAUUGGCGAUAGGCCCUGACGGGUGCUUAAUCAAGAAGGAAAGAAGUUUGGAGAAGAAACCAGACUUCUCUGUGGGUUGUUUGAAAAGGUUACAGAGAUGCUGUGGGGAUCAUUUGAUGGCAGACACCACCUGAGACCAGAAGCUUCUCAACCUUACUCAAAGAUUGGCGCAGUUAUGUGCUCUGCGUAUUGUAUUUUGGGACUGCUGAAGGCAAAAGCAUCCUUGAGACAUGGAUGAAUCAGAACAUCCUCCUUUGGAGGAUAAUGGAACUGACCAGAUCCGUAUGUACCAUGGUGUGGUUUUCAGGUGAUUCAAUUUAUAUUACACAAAGCUAGCUGAACUUCCCUGCAGAAUUUUGGAAGCUAUGAUUAGCUUUGGUUCACUUUCCUGUAACAGUUGACAUAAAGGAUACAUUUUGAUAAUCUAUUCAACAUUUGUGGUCAUGGCAUUGAAGAAAAUGCUUCAAGUCACAUUUUCAUCUUGUUUCAGUAUUAACAGUUUUUCUUUUACAGUCUUUGAAGCCUUUAAAUCUAAGAAAAAAGAGUUUAUUUUUAUGUUUCACAGGCUGACUUACCUUGUUCUUUUUCUGCUGUUGCGGUGACCUUAGUGGACAUUAUUACCCAUCAAAGAUUGGAGAGAAAUAAGUCUGUGCGAUUACCACUGCCCACUUGUCAUCACACUACACUGUUACAGGUGUGGUUAUUUCUCCAUUUCUGUUGACUAGGUUUCUACAGAAACAUUGGCAAAGCUUUUCUUCUCCAUCUUUUUAUUACUAGAGAUACUAAAUACAUGCACAUUUGUAGUUUUUGCCACAAGGUAUUUUUUUCCAGUUUUGAGUCUUCAUAUGGUGCACUGUUGUUAGUUGGAGAGACUAGUUUCAGAGAUGGUGCCAUGUUUGGCAGAUGGAAAUUCUUUUUAUAUCGCUUCGGUUCCUAGUAUGUAGCAGGAUGAUCAUAAGCUUUUUUAGUUACUUUUCUGAGAGUUGUCUUUCAUAUGUAGACCAAAACUAAAGUUGACAAAGGCAGCCUGUCUCCAUCCAUGUGUGGGUAUUGUGCCCUUCUUGGAAUGCACAUUUUUCCUUGUUCAGUCAUUUCAUGUGAAGAUGGGGACCUGUUGUGGUUGCACUUUUCAUAUUGCUUUGUGAUAUCAGAUAAAUAUAUACCACUAUAAUACUGUCUUUCACUUUGCUAAAUCUUUAGUGCCAUUUUGGUGUAUAAGAGACAGAAACAGCUUUACUUGGAGGGAAUCUUCCACAGAUUUUCAAAACUAAAAUUUGUUUUAGUGGACUCCAUCUAAUAGUACCGUACUAACAAAAACAAAAUUCCAACCAUAUGUAUUUAAAUAUACACGAUAUACAUAUUUAUCACUCAAUUCCAUCCUUCCAACAAUAAGAUGUAGAGAAAUGUUCACAAGCAUGAAGAAAAAUACUUUUCUUUGCUUGAAUUUUCAGAAAUGCAACUAUCAACCUACUUGAAUAAUUACACUUACAAUAAUAAAGGCCUUUGCGUGGCAUAGACUUGUGUUAAUAGUUAGAGUGCUACAGCACUAAUGUGACUGAAGGACUUUCCAGAAAGGGGACAAGAGGAGCAUCACAUAAGCCCUCUGACUUGCCAGUUUGCUUCUGCUUGUUUAAGAAGCUCCAUCUCAAAAAAAACCAACACGCUGAGGAGCCAGCUGCCCUCCUCAUAGAAAGCAGUUCCUCAUGCCUACGCCCUGACUUGGCGCAGUUUAGCUGGGUAUGUUGGAGAUGUGAAGACUAGUGGUCGCUUGUUUUUAUAAAAUAUUACAUACUGGCAAUUAUACAGUAAGGUUAGAUUUUAUUUUUUUUAAUGUCCUUCAGAGUGUUCAAAUGCAAAACGCACUGGGAUGUUUGUUAUUUGACUAGACAUCAUUUGGAGAUGCCAUAUUGAGUGUGUCCACAAACACUACUCGUUUUAGCGAACAGCGACAACAUAAAGAGCUAUUAAAGGCAUGCUCUCAUUAGCACUUUGACAUUUCUUUAAUUUUUUAUCUAUAUUUUUAAACUGUCCUGACAGCAUCCAUUUCUAUAUGCCUCAAUAAAGCUAGAAGAACCUUGGUUCAUCGUUUCUUCAUUCAGGAACUAAGUUUCAUAGACACUACUGUUAAACAUUACUCAAAAAUCAAUUUUCACUGAAAUCUCUUACAGUGAGACCCCACUGAAGAAACAGUUUAGCACCUUUAUUCACUUUCUUUUCUGUCCUGCAAAAUAAUUUCUUUCUUUAACUCCUGCCAGGUAGGAAUACUGUUUUUUUGUUUGUUUGUUUGUUUUGGAGUUUUUUUCUUUUUUAUUUUUUUUCAUAAUAAUCUAAUUUAACUUUUCCUAAACCUUUCAUUGUUCACUUUCACGGAAGACUCAUUCCAUUUAAAAGGCCAUGGUGAACAGCAGAUAAUUUAAUUUGAAAGGUAAAACUACAUAGAUUUAACACUUAAUAUUUGCAUAAAAUAUUUGCAUUUAAAGAUUUACUUGAAACGAAGCCUAAUGGUAUCUAGAAAAGUUGUAUAUUCAGUACAAGAAAAAAAAAUAUGUUGUGUUUAAUAUUUCCUCAAGAGAAAGCACCCUAUGAAGACUUGCAUCAUGUUUAUUUUGUUUAAAAAGCAACUGCUUUUGGUGCUAGUAUAUCGUUUUUUCUUUUGAUGGCAAAGCUACAGUUUGAACCACCUGUGUGUUCUUAUAUCUUUUAGUAGCAUUCCUCCAAACAGAUAAUGAUUUUCUUUGCUUAGUUUGUGACAGGAACAAACUGUUCCCCUACCAGUCUUUUCAGUUAUAGAAAUGUGUACUGGUGUUCGUCUACACCGUUUCUAUAUCCCUGACCUUUUCAGGUAUGAUUAAUUCUUUUUAUUUGAGAGUUUUCAGUAUUUGUUUCAUAAAAAGUUUUGUAAGCAUCUGUUACUUGAGUGUGUUAUAGCCACAUUGUGCAGAAGUCCUGCUACAGAAGCAGUAAGUCUUUUAAGCACUGUAUGGAAUAUGUCUGACAUACGUGGUCCUUGUCUUCAUAUUCAUAGGUUAGUGUGGGGAAUCUUUCUUUUUCAGGAUGUUUUGGACACCUUUUUUAUUUCCCCUGAGGUAAAGCAUGAAAUGUUAAUUCAUGGAACAAGUAUACAAUGUAUUUUUUGAUUUAUAUUUUUAUUUAUUGCUGAUUUUGAUGUCAUGUUCUGGUAGUGUACUAAGGCAGAAUGAUGCUCUUCAUCCAGCUGUUUAUAUAUUCUUUUUGUCUACCGUUUAAGUAUUAUGAACAAGUUUCAAAAUAACCCAAUCAGUAUACCUGCGCGCGCGUAAAGCAUACAGUUCAAAAAGGGAUUAUUCAUGUAGUUAGCAUUGGAUCCAUUAAGCAUUACAGUUGUGGAUGGAUGCAUGUGGGUAUUAGUUACUCAGUUACGCCAUUGGAAGAGACAACACAACCCCAAAUGAGGCGAGCAGUCCUUGGGUCCGUGUGAGAAGGACCUGGGUAUUGUUUAGUAACAAGGGGAAUAUUAUUGGCUUCAGCAGCGGUGUUUCUAAACAUCACUGGCUGCCUAAAUCAGGCAAAAACACUCACUACAGUGAGUAAAAGCUGCAGCGAUGCUUCCAGUCUCUCGAAUGUGAUAAAAAUGUUGGAAAACAUGCAGAAGUUGGCCUUUCCUUUCAAAUUUCCUGAUCGCUGCUACUUGACCACCUUAAAUUUAAUUUUUAAUUCUCUGUAUUUUACCUAAAGAGAGACCUAAAUUUUCACACUAAAGUCACACACAAUACCAAUAUCAGCAACAACAGCGGUCAAAAAAGAGUCUGAUUUUUAGCCAUUGCAGAAUAAUAUUCAAUUUCAGUGACCAGAAUGAAGACUAACACCUGUGGUUUUUGGGUUUUGUUGUUGUUUUGUUAGUUGUUGUUUUUUUUUCUCCUUUCCGCAACUUGCUUUUGUGGAUCUGAAUGUUGCUGCAAUGUACAAAUGAAAAUUUUCUUGCACCCUCUGUUAUUGCAGUAUUUUACAUGGUGGUUGGAUUCAUUAAAUGAUGUUAGAAACAAGUGCCUGCCACCAUCAUUUCUGAUAGAUUUUUUAAAAGAUACUCCACAAAACAAGUGGAGUUUGUAUUUAAAAACAAAGAAGGAGAAAAUAAAAGAAAAAGAAAAAAAAAAGGGGCGAGGGGAGGAGUUGGAGGGUUGUUUUUGUUUCAUUAUAUUUUUAAAAUGCAUCCAAUUAUCAAUGCUGCUUGGAAAUUUAAUUUUCUUUGGAAAACAGGGGGCCUUAACUUAACCUGGGACCGUUAGUGUUUUACUUGUUUCUAUUUAAAAAAGAAAUUGUAUGAAUUUCCCAGAUACCAUUGGUACUUGCACACUUCUCUGAAGUAUUAUGAAGAGUUGGGUUGGUGGAAGAAUGUUUUACAUAUUGUUAACAUACAUGUGGAUAUUCUUAUAUUAUUGUACAUGUUUGGGAAAAUAUCACACAACUUUAAAAAUGUUACUAAGAUGUAUGUAUCUGACUUUUUCCUUUGGAAAAUAUUAUAUAUUUUUAUUUGUAUUUUUUACUUUUUUAAGUUCAUCUAUAUGUGCAGUUAUUUUUGUAUUGCAAGUGGUCUCAUAAUUGCAGUAGAGGAGAUAAAAGUACAAAGAAAAGUAAUUUGGCAAGGAUUACACUGCUUUGGGGGAAAAAAACACAUGGGUCAGUAUCAUAUUAUCAAUCCUAGAAAUAUUCUGAGUGUUUUAGCACUGUAAAUAUGUCACGAGACCUCUUUUCAUGAAUAGUGUAAAGAAUUGCAAGGUUUUAAUCACCCAUUUUAAUUUGUUAUUAAUUACCACUUUUUUGUGGCCUCUGGUCCUGACUUAAUUGAACCUGAUCAAACAGCAUGCUUUUUUUUUUUUGUUUUUAUUAAAAUUUCUCCUUGUUUUUCA